Molecule: messenger RNA, 444 nt
Organism: Vicia faba (fava bean)
Lineage: Eukaryota; Viridiplantae; Streptophyta; Magnoliopsida; Fabales; Fabaceae
Source: the annotation of a GenBank genome assembly
AUGGUAGUAGAUGUCUCCACCGUAAUUCCACGGAAUUUAAAAUAUUUUUCAAUCCAUUCCCGUUCCAUUCUUCUCUCGCCCUCUCAUGAUUCCGAAGCAAGUUCGAGAAAUCAAGCUUCGCGUAACAGCGACUCCACUCGUUUAUCGCUUACUCACUUCCUCGAUCGCAAACUGCACAACUCUUCAACAGUCCCUCAAACCGUUCCGGGGAAAUUGACGCCUUUUCAAUCACCGGCCAGUGAGCAAGAUGGAAGCGUCAAACUAACUGAUCAAGUAGGCACCAUGUCUCUGAUUUCAUACUAUGUAUGUCGUUCAUUGUCAUAUGCUUCUUUAGGAAACUUCAAUGUAUGCCAUUAUUUCAGAUUUUUUGAGUUUGGUCAGGGCAUGGGGCAUGAGUUGACUUGGGGCAAGAGCUAUAAGGUCAGGGCAUGGGGCAUGAGUUGA